CGUCCCUUUUUUCAUCAGACUCUUUGAACCAAAUUUUCACAAAUAGCCAUGGCUAAGAUAUAUACACUUUUUCUAUCAAUUUUCCUCUUUUCUUUCACCAUUUCUUCAACUUCAAUCCAUGAGCUUCUCAGAAGCAGGGGACUCCCAGCUGGUCUAUUCCCAAAAAAUGCUGUAAAAUCCUAUGAUCUUGAUGAAAAUGGACACUUACAAGUCUACUUGGAUAGUCCAUGUGUUGCAAAAUUUGAAACAAGGGUGUUUUUUGAUAGUGUUGUAAGAGCUAAUCUUAGCUAUGGUGGUUUAAUUGGAGUGGAAGGUCUCUCUCAAGAAGAGCUUUUUCUUUGGUUACCAGUUAAAGAUAUCAUAGUUUAUGAUCCUUCUUCUGGUCUCAUCUUGUUUGAUAUUGGCCUUGCUCAUAAACAAAUGUCCCUUUCUCUAUUUGAAGAACCACCUAUUUGUAAUCCUCAAGGAAAUGCAGGUGUGUUAAUGGAGAAGGAAGGAAGGAAGGAAGGAGUCUGGAUUUCAGAUUGAAAGAUGUAAAAAAAAAAUUCAGUCAGUGAAAUCUGAUUAAGAAAACAAAAAUGCAAUUUUGCUGGCUGUGUUCUUUGAUUUUGGGUUUGAUUGAUGAAGGCAUGAAGCUUCAACAAAAGAGAUUUGCAAUGAGAUUCUCAAUUAGGUGCCUGUAGGGUUGUAUAAAGUGGAAACUAACAGUAUAAAGUUUUGGAAAGAGCAAAAUUUUGAAUUCUUCUUUCUUUUUUUUUUUUUACCAAAAAAAAAAUAAUUCUUGCCUCUUGAAAAAUUGAUAUACUACUAGCUACUAGUACAUUGAGUUAUGAUUAAUUACCAAAAGCAGAGAAA
This is a messenger RNA of Solanum lycopersicum (tomato), 855 nucleotides long. RefSeq lists its product as uncharacterized. Lineage: Eukaryota; Viridiplantae; Streptophyta; Magnoliopsida; Solanales; Solanaceae. The record is from RefSeq and is a predicted model, not a curated record.